UAUCUUAAUUUUUAAACUGAUAUAUCGCUUCGUCUCGCAUUAUUGUCAUAAAUUAUAUAAAACAUAAAUUAUAAUUUAGUUAUGGAAAAAAUAUAGAGUCAAAGGACCAACCUUUGAGUCGUAAUGUCUAGGCAUUUAUUAAAGUUUUUUUUGUCUUAGUGAAAACUGCCAAUCUUGUGUUACGAAGAAUAAAAAUUAGAUUAUUUCUGUUAUUGAUUCAAGUUCAGAAGACAUUUAGACAUAGACAUUAGGCACUUACAUCACAGGCACAAAGACACUCAGACUCAGAACAAGCAUUUGUGGAUCACAUGAAUGCUUAUCCUACGCACGGAUCGAACCUGCGGCACGUCCCACACAUUGGGUUUGGCGUGGUGGCAAUUAUUUUUGAGUGACCAAAUUCCAUUGUCCUGAAUAUUAUCGAUUUUUUAUAUCAUAGAGGCAUUUUCAUAUCAUACUCGAUCAACGAGAGAUUAAAUCAUCUGCAUACUGCGCUCAUCAACAUAGGCGCGAUGACCUAAACCAUUUUAAAAUCCUAGUCAUAACUAUAUGACAAUUGAAUCUAGUAUUUAAUUGCUCAGUUGCAACUCAAUAGUUUACAAAUGACUCAAAAACAAACAAUUUAUAACGUUAUGUCAUAUUUGAUUUGUUUAUUUGCUUUCUUUACCGCUCCACCGUUGUCCGCUAUAGACGUAUAGAGGAUUUAUUUCAGUUUCAAUAUAUUAUAUAUUGCUUGAAACUUUUAGUUUCUGUAUUGAGUCUGUAGACACUUGAUAGACUCUGCGAGUGAUGUUAAUACUACUGCUGGUCCUUGUGUCCGGGGUGAUGGCUGACAACACCACAGAGCUGAUAAUGUGUGACGGUGUCAUCUUCCAUCAUGUCUACUAUGAUAAGGAGCUCCUGUUUAAGGACCUCGGCAGGCCUUACAACUUGGUUAUGCAUAAAUUCUCUGGCAUCCUAUUCUUCAGUCACACAAUCCAGAAUGGUACUCAAGUGGACUUCGGCAUCAGGGCGUGCCACCUCGAGAAGAAGACCUGUCGCGAGAUCCAGGGCGUGCCCGGAGGUUACGCCAUCGCUUACGACGCUGGAAACGACGACAUCUACUUCGGCGGCCAUGACGGCAUCUACAAAUACAACUUCUUAACGAAAGCCGCUGAAUUUUUCGCCGAAGAAGGGAAAUCGAUCUGGGGAUUAUUCGUCCGAAGAAAUUUUUACUACAUCGAGUACCCAGCACAAAGACUCUUCGUGUACCAAGAUGACAAUUUCGUACAGGUAGCCGAAGCUUUGCAUAUUGAGGUUGACCAUUUCUUCGUGUCCAAGCACAUUGAUGUUUACUUUUCAAAUAAAACAGCAUUGUAUAAAGUAGAACGGCCGACCUCCGAAGCUAUCGUUUUGAAUGACGAGAUAGUUAUCAGACAGAUCGUAGAAGAUAGUUAUGGGGAUGUUUACUUCUGUGCCAGCGAUGGAGUGUACCUCGAAGAUAAGCCUUAUCAUAAAGUUAAGAAAGUCGCUGAAAUUGAUCAAGCCUUUGGAAUGACGUUCGAUGAAAAAGAUCGGAUAAUAUAUUCUGAUAAAGAUGCGAUAUACAGAUUGAACCCGAGUAAAUACAGUGGGCUUUGUUUAAAUGCAAUCACUAAUCCUGAAGAGAAAGAUGACAGUCAGACUAUGAGGAAAUCGUUGAUCAGUUAAUCAUUGCGACUGAAACUGUUAAGAAGAGGUAUUCGAAGAAAAUAAUAACGUUAAGAGAGAUAAACUUGUAAAUAUAGAAGCAAUAUCAUGUAUUUUAAUAUUCAAUUCUAUAAAGUUUAGCAAAAGUAUAAUAAAGUAUAGAAUGAAUUAGUUACCAAUAUUUACUAAAUAAGGCAUAAAUUUUUUGUCAUCCUAUUAUUGAAAUGUUUAGCGAGAGAACUCCGAAACUUGUGUAGUUAAAAAUAGUGUAUGAUGCUUUUAUACUUAGGCUCGUUUUGAAAUUACAGAAUUAUUUCAGGAAUCGUUUUUCAAUUGGAUUGACCAUGAAAUCAAUCUGGCCUUAAAAAGCCAGUGCCAGUGCACAAAGUGUUGCGACGUUUUUAGCCAAUAAACAAAGCAAUCAACAAGGGAUCACUAUACAAACUCAUUUUGACACACAACUUAAAAUUGAUACACACAAUAUUUGAAUAUAUGAAUAAGAGAUAUUGGAGACUAAAAUGGGUGUCUUCUUUUCUUUUCGUAUGAUUGUAUUGCUUGGUGUCAAAGUUAUUAAACUACCACCAGGGUUCUGAAGUGGCUUUAAACACAACCUAGCAAAAUUCGUGGGUUCCAUUUUCUAUUUUCCUUCACCAGGUUUCAAGCGAUAAACUUACUUACUUAAGAAUUCAAAAAUACAUCAGUGUCUGCCAGAAUUCAAACCUAAGACCUAA
Messenger RNA from Trichoplusia ni (cabbage looper), 2396 nucleotides. RefSeq names its product ommochrome-binding protein-like. Bases 787 to 1686 code for a protein of 299 amino acids. The transcript is spliced from 3 exons. The record is from RefSeq and is a predicted model, not a curated record. Lineage: Eukaryota; Metazoa; Arthropoda; Insecta; Lepidoptera; Noctuidae.